CAAAACCUUCAUAGACUGGUAUCCUCAUCGAAAGAAUUGCAGAAUUCCGUAUUGGUGGAGAAACCUUAUUAUAAUUUAGGAAAACUCUCUUCUCUUUCUAACACAAUGCCAUCCAGGCAAAAGACCUUGAUGUUCACCUCUGCUUUUUUCACCAGCCUGUGCUCUUUUGUUAUUGUUUGCAUUGUGCUUGCAACUAAAAACUGGGUGUCAAGUACCACUACCAAUGUGAAAGAAAAUCCAAAUAUGACACUAAUAAUUACAUAUGGACUUUUCCAAGGAGUUUGCUCAGAUGUAUCCCCUGGAAUUAAUUCAGCUCACAUCGAUUUUCAAGUUGCAGGUACUCUAGAAAAUGAUACUUUGAACAUUUUCCAUGGUGUAAUUAUAUUUCUGCUGGUUGUAACUAUGCUGAGUUCCUUCCUUAGUUCUGGAUUUACCUGUUUCAAUGCCAUCAGCAACCCAUACCAAACAUUUUUGGGACCUAUUGGAGUUUAUACCUGGAAUUCUGUGUCUUGUAUCUGCUGUCUCUUAAACCUAAUAUUGUUUGCAGUGAAUGUAGAAGUAAACAAACUGUCUGCUGAGCUGGCCAUCAAUCAUUGCAAAGUUUUCCCAGGCUUUGAACAAAGGAACUCAUAUGGAUAUUCAUACUGGGUCAUGCUUCUUAUAAUUGCCCUCAAUGCUACAACUGUUAUCAUCAUUGUUUUCUACCAACGGGCAAAGUAUUCUAAGAAGAAGGAACGAGAGAGACCUUUGGACAGUGCACCCAAGGAUGGGAUUUUAUUUUAAUGUGAUUAUUUCUUCUGCUUUAAGAUAAACUAAGCAGUCUCCUAUUUCAAGAUAAAGUAUGGAGUUACGGCCAUGUAAGGUUCAUUGACUUACAGAGCAUCAUGAGGUACAAGGAAAAGAUAAAGAUAAAGAUAAUAUAAUAGAGACUAUUAGGAUUGGCAUUUGAAGGGUCAAGCCUUGACCUAACUUGGACCCAAUUCAAGGUAAAAGGUAAAAUGUUUUUCAGGAAACCAGUAUCUAGUAUCUGUGCUGACUAGCAAGGAGAAUCCUCAAACAGCUAUAACGUCUUCAUUCAUAUAACAGAAUUAAAAGUUAUGUCAGGAGCAGCAGAACAUUUUGAGCACAUGAGUGGAACCGCAUUUGAAUGAAAAAGCUACAGAAAUUUGGGAAACUAGGUUCCUUUAUUUUAAAGAAAUAACAUGCUGUUUUGUUUUAUUAAUUGAUCAUAUCAGAUGAUGUCUACAAGUAACAGCUCUGGCUUUGUGAAUAAAGCCAGUGAUAGAGCAAAGUUUCCACCUCUUCUCUAUUUAUAUUAACUUACAAUGGCACCGUUUUAUCUUUCCUUCAUUAACUCUAAUACAUUCCCAAAUGAGUCAUCAGGAGCUCAAGUCCUGAAUGAACCAAAUGGCAAUAGAAAAGAAAACAGAUCACUAAAAAUACAGCUCUAUCCAAGCUAUUGUUUUCUUCUUUAGCCUUCUUGCUAGAUACCUUUGGGUCUCUUGUCUGAGUUCCAAAUAGGAUUGAGUAGCAUGGUUUUAGUUAAAGGGGAAAAAAAACCCAAUAGUUUUUAACUCUAUCUGCUGUUAUAUUCCAGAACUAUGAAUGUUCCGUCCAAGAAAACUGAGAUGUAGCACUUAUUAGAGUAGAUCAAAAGCUAAUUCUUUAUUCACAACAUAAAGUAAAGUUCUGUCUUUCUUCUUUUAUACUCUGAAUCAAGGUCCUAUCCACCAUAACACUGUAAAGACCCAGAGGAAAGGGAAAAAAUAGAAUGUAGGAUUAUCUAUAUCAGGGCUGUCAAACUCCUGGCCCACAGGCCAGAUGCGUCAUGUGCUGGCCACCCCCACCCCCAGUUUAGUGAAGGAGGAAAAAGUCCCAAUACAUCACGUGAUGCCACCAUGAUGACGUUUGACACCCCUGAUCUAUAUGGAAAUAGGCUGGUACUUUAAGUAGCAUGACUCCAGAAAUCAGGGUCAAUGGAUGUUGGGUAUCUGGGGGAGAAGACUGGGAGUUUUCUCUGUUUAGUGACUAAACAAUGCAGUACAGUGCUGGAAUUUGCUGUGACAGCCACAUCUUGCUUGCUUUAUAUUUUAUUUCAAGUCCACUCCUUGCCAAAAAAACAGAGGUGAUAAUGCCUUGUAUUUAAAACUUGGCUACUGAUACAGAUUUGGACUCAAUUGAAGUUGGACUAGAAUAAGACUAUUGCUUUGUCUGAAUUGUAUUUCUGCUAUUGGUUCUCAAAUUUUAACUCUACUGGACUCUAAUAGGCUAAUCUGUUCCUUCUCAUUGUUUCUGAACAUUGUGGGUAAAAUUGCUUCAAAACUGCAACACAGACAUCAACCUUAAUUUGCUUGCUUUUAAUGUGAAACGUGACUAAAGCAGGGAAGAAUAUAUGUAAUACUUGGCCUAAUUUAAUGUAGCCAACUUAAUUUCAAAAAUCCUUUGCAAGUAAGCUAUUAUGACCUCAGGCAAAUUCAGUUUGUCUUUUCCCCAGUAUCCUGUUGUAUGAAUUGGUUAAGAGAGUUUAAAGAAGUGAGAAAAUAGAUAGCACUAUCUCUUUUGGGCUCUGACUCCUGCCAUCCCUUACUUUAAUCUUAUUCACCAUUUGCUUGCAACAUGGUUCCCAACAGAUGAUCUUUGUAUUCUACAAUAAAAGAAAGGCAUAGAACACAUCAAUUACUCUCAUCAAGCAUUGUAUUCAGGGCAUGCAAGUUAUUACCGUGUUUCUCUGAAAAUAAGACCCUGUCUUAUAUUUUUUUGAACCCUGGAAUAAGUGCUUGGCCUUAUUGCCAUGCGUUCAAAAGCCCAAUUGGGCUUAUUAUCAGGGGAUGUCUUAUUUUGGGGAAAACAGGGUAUGGAGCAAAGCCAAAUGAUUAGGGACUGACCUCAGUUCUACAUUUCCAUUCAUGAAAACCCAAGUGCAAAUUUCAUAGUAGAAUCUAUCAUUAAAUUAUGAUAGACAGUAAAAUUUUAUCAGUUACCCUGAUCCUAAGAGAAAAAUUCUGCAUGCACAGCACCCAAUGUGAUCAUUUUCUGAUCCUGGAAUAAUUAGCUAUCACAGAAACAGUCAUGCAAGAAAAAAGAAGAAAUCUGACUGUUUGUGCUUUAAUUAUGGCCUUAACUUAAUUGAGUUUGAGGGUUAUCUCCCUCAGAUCUAAGUUCCAUCAUGCAUGUCUUUUAGGGGCUGAUUUUCACUGAACUCAAUUGUAAAGUGGUAUCAACUGAAAGCUGACCUGUAUCUCUGCUUCUCUUCAGAAAUCAUCAGGUUUCUCUGCAUGCCAUUUUAUAUCGAAGUUCUAUAUCAAUAGCACCAAGUAUAUUUAACUUACUGAAAGCCCCAAGUGCUCAAGGUGAUUUCUAUAUGAAAAUGGAUAAUCUCCUAAAGUUUGUCCAAUGCUGAUAACAGUUUCCUGCUGCUACAUAGCAAUUCAACCAUGCUGAGGCACUUACUUUCAAAGUCCAAGACAUGAGUUCCCUGAUAAUAUAAAUGCCCUAUUUCUAUUAUAAAGUCUGAUUGUAGAUUUAAUCACGUUGCAUGAUGGAUGUUGGCUCAGCAGAACAGUGACAAUGCUCACUGAAGCUCACUGUGAAAAUUUCUGCACCUCAAGCAGAAUUGAUAGUGCCUGUUAAGCCAGUGGGUACAAAAUGUCUAAUUAUUUUAGACUUAAACAUUGGUAGUGGUGUAAAGUAAUCUAUAAACAUACCUCCUUAUAUAAAGGAGAUAUGUUUUAUAAAGGAGGUAUAUAAUAUAAAAUUUCUACAUCCGGAAGGAGGAUGUACUUGUUUUAUUAAAGAAAUCUAUCUUGGUUAGUUCUCAUUAACUAACCCCAGAACCUGUUUACUCAAUCCUUGUCUUGAGAUCAUCACCGUAUUUGCUUACUGUAGACCACACCAUUGAAGGAAAUUGUGGUUUCUGAAUUAAAACUCAGUUGUUGUAUUGGAUCUCUAUGUCUUUGAUGCAAUAAAUAAUAUGCAGCAUGGAGGAUGAUUAUGCACACAGCAAAGGAUUCCCAGGAAGUUGCCACUGCAUUACUUUCUGACCUGGAGAGGUAACACUUUUUCUACUUUGAAUGUUUAAAAUGUACAUGAGAGAAGAACUUUGCUUUUUCAGCAUAACAAAAACAAUUUUUCCUCUGUUCUGGGUACCAUAUUUGAAGAACAAAAAAAGUAAGCUGAAUUUGUCUAUUAAUCUAAAAAAGAACUUCAAUUGUCAUAUAAUAUUCAUUCUAUAUUGCUUUUUUCAGCUCAUGUCAUCUGUAAUUUAUAAAGAACCUACUGUGACUUCUAAUUGUGUAAAGUUAUACAAUUGCAUUGCAGUGGGCUGAAGAUGGAAUUUGAUUUGUCACUAUAAAAUAAUCUAAUUCCGGAUUAAAAAUCACAGCAAUAAAAAGAAAUAAUCCUUUGGCUA
Molecule: messenger RNA, 4408 nt
Organism: Pantherophis guttatus
Lineage: Eukaryota; Metazoa; Chordata; Lepidosauria; Squamata; Colubridae
Gene: CLRN3
Product: clarin 3
Source: RefSeq, a predicted model, not a curated record